AUGGCGCCCACGCGCAAUAACCCCCCUUCGCAGUUCAGCAAAGAUGAAAAAGUGCUUUGUUUCCACAUGGACAUGCUGUACGAGGCCAAGGUGACCGACGUGCAGCCGGCCGAGGAGCAGGGCGACGGCUGGAGAUAUAAAGUUCACUACAAAGGCUGGAAGAGCACCUGGGACGACUGGGUGCUUGCGGACCGCAUCCGCCCAUUUGACGACGAGCAUCGUGAGCUCGCCGCGCAGUUACACGCGCAACUCCGACAAAGCAUGGCCAAAAGCUCCAAGCAAGCAGGCGGCGCCGCGUCCGGCAGCGGCGCUGGUGGCAGAAGGGGCCUCCGCGGCGACGCCUCUGGCCGCGGCAGCGAAGAACGCGGCGGCUCCUCGGCAGGCGGCCCCGGCUCACGCGCAACCCAGGGGCCUGCCGGCGGCGGACGGCGUGGCAAGGACUGGGAGCUCGAGACGGAGGACUCCUUCUACGCCAAGCCCAUGAUUAGUAUCCCCGUGCCGGACCACAUCCAGGCGAUGCUGGUCGACGACUGGGAGAACAUCACCAAGAACAACCAGCUCGUGCCGCUGCCGCACGCCAAGUCGGUCAGCAAGAUUUUCGAGGACUAUGUCGCGUUUGAGCGGCCGCAUCGCGAGGAGCACUCGGCGAGCAUGGACAUUCUCACCGAGGUCGUCGCCGGCUUCCGCGAGUACUUUGAAAAGUCCCUCAGCAGAAUCUUACUAUACCGCUUCGAGCGUCAUCAAUACAUGGAUAUUCGCAAGCUGUGGGAUAACAACCACGACGAAAACUCAACGUACAAGAACGUCUGCGACGUCUACGGUGCCGAGCACCUCGCCCGACUCAUCGUGUCCCUGCCCGAGCUCCUGGCGCAGACCAACAUGGACCAGCAAUCUGUGUCCCGUCUACGCGAAGAGAUUGGCAAGUUUACCGUGUGGCUCGGUCGCAACUGCGAGCACUACUUUGUCAGCGAGUACGAGACACCCUCGCAAGAGUACAUUGACAAGGCGCGCAGCUUCUAA
This is a messenger RNA of Cordyceps fumosorosea ARSEF 2679, 1020 nucleotides long. RefSeq names its product histone acetylase complex subunit. NCBI's taxonomy places the organism in Eukaryota, Fungi, Ascomycota, Sordariomycetes, Hypocreales, Cordycipitaceae. Gene Ontology annotation, biological process: chromatin organization; regulation of DNA-templated transcription. Bases 1 to 1020 code for a protein of 339 amino acids. Gene Ontology annotation, cellular component: nucleus; Rpd3S complex; NuA4 histone acetyltransferase complex. The record is from RefSeq and is a predicted model, not a curated record. The transcript has 3 exons.